AUGAUGCUCGACUCAAUUAACUAUGAAGGACUGCAGUGGGAGCGCGAUGGUGAUUGGUACUUUACCAACGGCAGUGAUCCAAUUCAAAUCCCCGAACCAGGCGACAAACUCGCCAUGGAAGCAAUCUUCCUAGAAAAUCUUUUGAACAUACGAGAGGUCGCAACGCAGAAACUUGGACACUCGCUCGAGAUUACUUCGAUGGUGUAUCCGCGGCAUUUGAAUGAUACUGCUCGUGACAUCUUCCAGAAAGUAGCAAUUGAGAAUGAACCUGGCAUUUCUAUUGCGCGACAGUUGGGCGAUUCAUACGACGGUGCUUUUCGUGCGUAUGACUUUCAUCUUGGGGAGACUGGCGGUCCGGUCCAUUUUGUCGAUUAUGAUGAUGAGUAUGUGGAUCAGGCUCUUGGGCAAAUCGUCAAAGAUCGUUCUACUGCUGGAGCUAAUGGGUGCAAUCUGCGUUUCCGGGGCAUGGGCAGAGUCGACGGUGCAUCGCGGAUCACAGAUGAAGACAUGGGGCGCGCUCAAAAGGUCAAGGAUAUUGGCGAAUCACUUGGGGCCACAGUAGAGGCAUUCGGAAAUAUGCCGGGUAUGACAGCGCUAAAAGGAUUGAUUCUUUCUGGGGAGGGUCCACGCUCGGAUUUCGAAUAUCUCCGCCAGGGGUUUAUCGCAGCUAUCCCUGAGGAUUCCAAAAAGAUUCGCGACUCCAUUGAUCCUGCAUUCGUCGGGGCUGUGGGUGCUGCAAAGUGGGCCAAGUUCCAGGUCGACCAUGCGGAAACCUUCUUCAAUGAGCCUGCUGAGCAUAACGAGUUGUAG
Molecule: messenger RNA, 810 nt
Organism: Penicillium daleae
Lineage: Eukaryota; Fungi; Ascomycota; Eurotiomycetes; Eurotiales; Aspergillaceae
Exons: 2
Coding region: 1-810 (269 amino acids)
Source: RefSeq, a predicted model, not a curated record